AUGGCAUCAACCAACGCUCUCCCUAUAGUUUUCUCCCCAUUAUCCCAACCAGGCCCUUCCAGUCAGCCUUUUCGUUGCCAGAUGGAAAAGGCAUCAAGACAUAAGCAACAGCGUGACCUGCAGGCCCUUACACCGCCGUCGCAGGCCAAUGAGGGGGUUGUUGCACAUCAACCUCGACAGGGACAGGCCUCUACUGACGAUGAUGGCUCAAAUUUGCCCAGUACCGGAUGGCCUGGCAGUCGGGAUAUUCGGACAGAUACGGCCAAUCUCUGCAGUAGCUUACCCUCAGAUUCGGGGAACAACCAUCAUCCACAAAAGGUCGCCAACUCCUCACAAUCGCAAUUUAUCCCGGACGGCUCUGUGAACAUAGAGCCGACAAUACUAAGCACGAUAGAUUCGCAGCUACUUAAUUUUGACUUUCUUGAGCCUUCCAGCAAUCACCAAUCGAGUCACAUGUCAACAUCGCCCUUUGGAACGAGUCUGCUCAGCUUCAACCUCGACCAAGGCAGCCCCGAAAGACUCCUUUACGGAUCGAUUGAUCUUACUCAAAGUCAGAUUGACUGGCAUCCAUCCAACAUGCAAAUCAAGACGGGCUGUGAAUUGUACUUCAAGCACGUGUCCCACUUCUUGCCUUUUCUCCACCGGCCGACAUUCAAUUCCACCGACAUCACAAGCCACUUACUGCUCGGUAUGCUUUGCAUAGGAUACCAGUAUGAUGAAGACCCAGAUUGUAACAAUCAACAAGGCUCAGGCGUGGAACUGUCCGAGAGAUGCUUUCAUCGCGCUCGUGCACUUGUCUCUGGGGAGAAAUAUAUGACAGAUGGCUCGACACAUAACCUCUCGAUUGUACAAUCGUAUCUUUUACUUGAGAUUUACGCCAUGAUGUAUCUCUGCGGAAAUCACUCGGCAUACGGACUUAAAACACACAGUAAGAUGAUAUCGCUCGCCCGGUCAAGCGGACUGUCUCUGCCGAUACCAUCAGAGCCCACGGCUACCUCUGACCUCGAUUCGUUAUGGCACACAUUCAUUGCGUCUGAGUCGCAGAAAAGAACGCUCUUCGCCGCUCACCAGAUUGACACGUUAUGGUAUCAGUUUCUCUCCAUACCCCGACAAUUCUCGCACCUAGAAAUCAAGCACGAGCUACCCUGUCCCGAGGAUCAAUGGAUGGCCUCUUCAGCGGCUGAAUGGGCGCACAAAAAGCUAGUUACCAGCAUGUCUGGUUCAGCAGUUCAGUAUCCCGAUGCUAUUCGACGCUUUUUGUCUUCUCCAUCCGAUCUCAGCUCUCUUCCUGCAUUUGAUCCCUAUGGAGCCAUAAAUAUUACUCAUUUUCUUAUAUCCAGUGUCCAAGAAGUAUCCGGUUGGUGUACUAUGACGGGGAUGAUCAGUAUGGAAAGGCUUGAACCUUUACGUACGUCCCUUCAGGCAUUGGGGGCAUUUAUUCAUUCGGAUCUGGAACACGGAAACCUGUCUCGUGGGGCCUUGUGUAAAGCUUCGUGGGAGUCUGCAAUGAUUGAGGUGCGGGUAUGGUCGCCGUCGCAUACAAGCGGUAUCGUGGGCGGGACAAUGGAUGCAUUUCUGCAACACUCGACGUAUCUGCCGCCAUCGUGCGAGUUCCUGUGCGAGUCGAAUACUGCAAAAGCCAUUAAACCCCAUAUCGACUGGUUUCUUGCCUAUCUCGACGCCCCCAUCGUACCGGAUUCGGAAGCGCCGUGGAUUAUGCUGUACGCCUUUAAGGCUUUCAUAAUUGCCUGGCAGUUGGUUCAAGGCAGUACUCUAGGGUCGAUGGAAGUUGUCGGUGUUCAAGAUGGUGAUGAUGAUGGGGCUUUGGAAUGGGCGAAAAGGGUUUUCGGGCGGAGGCGACGGUGGCAGCUUGGGAAGAUUAUUAUGACAUGUUUGGAUACACUAAAAACUUCAGUGGAAAGCUAA
Fusarium graminearum PH-1 is the source of this 1926-nucleotide messenger RNA. RefSeq lists its product as uncharacterized. The transcript is spliced from 2 exons. Gene Ontology annotation, molecular function: DNA-binding transcription factor activity, RNA polymerase II-specific; RNA polymerase II cis-regulatory region sequence-specific DNA binding; zinc ion binding. Lineage: Eukaryota; Fungi; Ascomycota; Sordariomycetes; Hypocreales; Nectriaceae. The coding region runs from base 1 to 1926 and encodes 641 amino acids. Gene Ontology annotation, cellular component: chromatin. Gene Ontology annotation, biological process: regulation of transcription by RNA polymerase II; DNA-templated transcription. The record is from RefSeq and is a predicted model, not a curated record.